AUGAUGCAUCAUCAUGCUAUUCUGCUUGUGAAAUACCUUUGCGAGGAAACUAUAAAGUUGGACCAUGUGCUAGCUUCUUCAAUACUUAAAAAGCCACUACAUAUUGCAGCGGCUAAUGGGGCUCAUGAAGUCGUGGAAGAGAUUUUGUAUUCAUUUCCUAGUGCGGCUUACUUUCUAAACAAGCAAAAGCAAUUAUUUCUACAUAUUGCAAUUGCGAAUCGUCGUGAGAGAGUUUUCAAUCUCAUAUAUCAAUUUGAGGACCUUGGCCACCAGUUUCUACGAGUGAUAGAUAUGUCGAGAAACAAUGGUCUACAUUUGGCUGGAUAUUUGGAAAGAAGUUCAGAAUUCAAUAUCAAAACUAGUGCAGUUGGUGCAGCUCUACAGAUGCAACGUGAAAUACAAUGGUUUAAG
Ilex paraguariensis (yerba mate) is the source of this 411-nucleotide messenger RNA. The record is from the annotation of a GenBank genome assembly. NCBI's taxonomy places the organism in Eukaryota, Viridiplantae, Streptophyta, Magnoliopsida, Aquifoliales, Aquifoliaceae.